This is a messenger RNA of Abrus precatorius (Indian licorice), 1931 nucleotides long. RefSeq names its product mitotic checkpoint serine/threonine-protein kinase BUB1. The coding region runs from base 1 to 1638 and encodes 545 amino acids. The transcript has 14 exons. Lineage: Eukaryota; Viridiplantae; Streptophyta; Magnoliopsida; Fabales; Fabaceae. Gene Ontology annotation, biological process: mitotic spindle assembly checkpoint signaling; meiotic sister chromatid cohesion, centromeric; protein phosphorylation. The record is from RefSeq and is a predicted model, not a curated record. Gene Ontology annotation, molecular function: protein kinase activity; ATP binding.
AUGGUGCAGUUUCCGCGCUUCCCUUCUCUGUUCUCAGAUUCCAACUCAAUGGCCACGCUUAGCCAUUCACCUACGUUCAGAAUCGCCGUCGACGCUCACCACGAUCCUCUCUUACCAUUUCUCUGGUCUAUCAGAAAAGCCCUAGAAGCUUCUAACAAUUCUGCUCUGAAUCUCUGUAAUUUACUCAGAGAUUGCAUCAGAAACUUCAAGAGCAAUGACCGGUACCGAAACGACGUCAGAUUUCUCAAGAUUUGGCUCCUCUAUAUGGGAGUUAGUGCGGAUUUUGAUGGUGUUUUCAAAGAAAUGCUGAGCUGUAAUGUAUGUGCCAACAAUUCUUCGCUUUAUGUGUGGUCUGCAAGUUUUUUUGAGUUGAAGGGAAGAUUGCGUGAUGCCCUCACCAUCUACAAGCUUGGCAUUUCGAGGAAAGCAGAGCCAAUUGAGUGGUUGAAGAAGGCGCAGACCUUGUUUCUUGAUAGAAUUUCUGAAAUAUGGAAUGCUGCUUCGAGUCAGGAGGUUGAUUUUAAAGAAUCCACGAAAUUGGAAAAUAACGGCAUUAAUCCUUGGGACUCCACCACCAUGGAUAGCCUGUUGAAGAAGAUAUAUCCUUUAAUUGUGAAAUUUGAUGGGUAUCAUUCGAGCACUAAAGCUUACACAGGAAAAGUGGCCUUAUCUACUUCCAAGAAUUCAUCAAGGAAAAAAGUUAUAGAGAUAGGUGGAAUGAAGUACCAUAUCAAGGGCUGUGCUGGGCAGGGUGGUUUUGCGCAAGUAUAUAAGGCAUAUGUUAACGGUGAUUCUGAUGAUGUGGUUGCACUAAAGAUGCAAAAGCCAGCUUUCCCAUGGGAAUUUUACAUGUAUCGUCAGCUUGAUCAUCACAUCUCAGAUAGAGAGAGGUCAAAUUAUGGUUUUGCUCAUGGAAUUCAUCUCUAUUCUGACUGUAGCAUACUCAUCUGUGACUAUUUAGCUAAUGGAACGCUACAGGAUGUCGUAAACUCAUAUGUUGUCAUAGGAAAAUCCAUGGAAGAAGUGUUAUGCAUUUAUUACACAAUAGAAAUGUUACGCAUGGUUGAAACUUUGCACAAUGUUGGCUUGAUUCAUGGUGAUUUCAAGCCUGAUAAUCUGCUAAUUCGCUAUGCUAGGGGUAACCUUACAGAAGAUGGGUUCUUGGACCGAAGUGGUACAUGGUGCGAUCAGGGUCUUUGCCUUGUUGACUGGGGAAGAGGGAUUGAUCUGCAUCUCUUUCCAGAUCAAACGCUAUUUAAGGGAGAUUGCAGAACUUCUGGUUUUCGCUGCAUUGAGAUGCAGGAGGAUAAGCCAUGGAAAUUUCAGGUAGACGCAUACGGGCUUUGUGCUAUUGUCCAUAUGAUGUUGCAUAAUACCUAUAUGGAAAUUGUCAAAAAAGAGCAAUCUGAUGGGAGUUAUGUGUAUCUUCCUAGACUACCCUUUAAACGUUAUUGGAAUGUUGAGCUCUGGAAGACUUUCUUCACUAAGAUGCUAAACCAAUACCCCCACGACAACGAUAAAGGGUUGCUGCAGGACUUGAAGAAGCCCUUCCAGGACUAUAUGGGCUCCGAUCCGCAGCUUAUAAAGAAACUAAAGGAGUUACUGUCAAAACAAAGGGCUUCCUUGUGUUCCGCAUAAUGCUUUAAGAUCAUUACACAUCCACUUUUGUUAUAACAAUCUUGCCGCUACUAAGUGCCUAUCAUAUUCUUGGUUUAAUGGAAGACGAGUAAACAGAUGUACAAUGCAAGCAAUCAAAGACUGAUGUAGAAGGUAAAGUAUGUUUGCCUUUUGGGUUUAGGUUUCUAUGCACAUACUCUUCAAUUAGGGAAAAGACUCCUGUAAAGUGAGUGUCUCUAAAAUGUGCAAGCAAAAGUGUACUCACCCUAAAGUUUUAGUGAGUUAAUAUCAUAAUGCACUUAUAAUUAAAUGAA